This is a messenger RNA of Panicum virgatum (switchgrass), 615 nucleotides long. Its product is annotated as laforin-like. The coding region runs from base 1 to 615 and encodes 204 amino acids. The record is from RefSeq and is a predicted model, not a curated record. NCBI's taxonomy places the organism in Eukaryota, Viridiplantae, Streptophyta, Magnoliopsida, Poales, Poaceae. The transcript has a single exon.
AUGGCGGCCGGCGAGCAGCCCGGCCUCCCUCGCCUCCCAUGGCCGCAGGCAGGCGGAGCGAGCGCUACCAGCCCCUGCCCACCGGCGGUGCCCACCCCUGUCCCCAGGCGCGCGGGCAGGCUGAGAAGCAGGCGUGCGGCGGUGGGCGCCGGGUGUCCUACGCGCGGCGCGGCCCCGUCCCCCGGCGGCGGCCUCGCAGCGACGCAGAGGAACGCCCGUGGCGGGGCGGCCGGCGCGCGGCCCGUACGACUCCUCCACGCCGCCCCCCAAGGCUCCUCCCUCCUCCUUCCUGGGCACAGCGGCGUCGGCCGGCGAGGCGAGCAGGGGCCUCCGGCGGGUCAAGCCUCGGCGGCCGCGCCGUCCCCCGCCCUCCUCAACCCUCCUCGCUCCUCGGCGCUCGAGCUCCUCCGCCGCCCCUGCGCUCGAGCUCGGCUCUCCACGGCGCGGACGGCAGCGCUCGAGCUUGGGCCGGGGAGCAAGUGGUCAUGGCGGAUCUCGGCAGGGCCAUGGCGCGGGCCAGAUCCGCUGCGGCGACGGGGAGCUCGGAGGCGGAGUCGUCGCGACGGCGGGGGCGCUCCGCCGCCUCCUCAGCUCGAGCUCGGCUGCCAACCAUGA